CACACACACACACACACAAAACACACAUAUUGUACACAGUCUAUUAAGGAGCCUGGCUGAAGAAUCAUUCACUGCUGAACGUCUCUGCGACUCAGGCGGUGUGAGAGAAGAACAAUGUCAGGACCGAGGCCUGUGGUGCUGAGCGGCCCCUCCGGAGCAGGGAAGAGCACCCUGCUGAAGAGGCUGAUGAAGGAACACGAGGGCGUCUUUGGAUUCAGCGUGUCACACACAACAAGAAACCCUCGGCCAGGAGAGGAAAAUGGCAAAGACUAUCACUUCACAACAAGAGAGGCCAUGCAGGAGGGCAUUGACAACGGAGACUUCAUCGAAAACGCUGAGUUUUCCGGCAACAUGUAUGGAACAAGUAAAGCUGCCAUUGAAGACGUGCGGGCCCAGAACCUAAUCUGCAUCUUAGAUGUGGACAUCCAGGGGGUGAGGCGGAUUAAAGAGACUGAUCUGAACCCCAUCUACAUCUCCAUCCAGCCUCCCUCCAUGGAAAUCCUGGAAAAACGUCUGAGGGACAGGCAGACAGAGACAGAGGACAGUUUACAGAAACGUCUGGAAGCAGCGCGCAUUGAUAUGGAGCAAAGUAAGGAGCCCGGAGUGUUUGAUGUUGUCAUCAUCAAUGACGACUUAGAGAGAGCCUAUGAGGAGCUGAAGGAUAUCCUCAAUGAAGAAAUCCAAAAAGUUCAGGAAUCUAAGUCCUAAGAUGGGAACAGUGGACAGAAGAACCGACACUUGUGACUCACACACACACAGCAGUUUGUUUUCUUUUACCCUCCACAUUAUAUGGUCAGAGGUUUUCUCAUCACUGAUGUUCUGAGGGGGAGGAAGGUAUCUGAAUUGAAAGAUUUGUGUUCUUGUCUAAGAGAACGGGGGUUUGUGUUAGAUUUAGUGAAAUCAAUGGUUGAUAUCUAGGUAUGAAAAUCCUAGCUCAUACAUUUCUGCCUGCUGCCUCAGCUAAAGGUACAGCAGCCAAAUUAUGUGU
This is a messenger RNA of Acanthopagrus latus (yellowfin seabream), 988 nucleotides long. RefSeq names its product guanylate kinase 1b (gene guk1b). Gene Ontology annotation, biological process: purine nucleotide metabolic process. Lineage: Eukaryota; Metazoa; Chordata; Actinopteri; Spariformes; Sparidae. Gene Ontology annotation, molecular function: GMP kinase activity. Gene Ontology annotation, cellular component: cytosol. The record is from RefSeq and is a predicted model, not a curated record. Bases 115 to 708 code for a protein of 197 amino acids. The transcript is spliced from 8 exons.